Drosophila biarmipes is the source of this 1293-nucleotide messenger RNA. RefSeq names its product homeobox protein Mohawk. The coding region runs from base 143 to 1045 and encodes 300 amino acids. The transcript is spliced from 4 exons. Gene Ontology annotation, cellular component: nucleus. Gene Ontology annotation, molecular function: DNA-binding transcription factor activity, RNA polymerase II-specific; RNA polymerase II cis-regulatory region sequence-specific DNA binding. NCBI's taxonomy places the organism in Eukaryota, Metazoa, Arthropoda, Insecta, Diptera, Drosophilidae. The record is from RefSeq and is a predicted model, not a curated record. Gene Ontology annotation, biological process: regulation of transcription by RNA polymerase II; cell development; muscle organ development.
GAUGCUCUUCGGGCUGUUUUGAAAACUUUCUCCGAGUUCAGUUUGCGCCACAACGUCGAGCGAAGCACAAACACUGUUCGCCUUUAAAUUUCGGAAUAUCACGAAACAAAUUCAGACAAAUUUGAGCCAAAAACAGACCGUCAUGGAGAAGUCAACGCGGCCGAAGCGAAACCGUCGUCACAGCAGACGCGCCUGGCCUCCGGAGGAUCUUCAGCCUCCUACACGAGCCACCAAGCGGCUGUUUACGCCCGACAUCAAGAGGAUGCUGAAGGACUGGCUGAUUCGUCGCCGGGAGAAUCCUUAUCCCAGCAGGGAGGAGAAAAAGCAGCUUGCUGCGGAGACGGGUCUGACCUACACCCAGAUUUGCAAUUGGUUCGCGAACUGGCGCAGAAAGCUGAAGAACUCGGAGCGGGAGAAGGCCAAGAAGUCGUGGGGUCACCUGAUCAAGAACUAUAACCACAAUGCGAGGGGCAACGUGGAGCAAUUCAGCAUCUCGUCGGAGGAUAGUAUUUGGGAAGAGGAGGUGCACUCGUGUCGCGCGGAGGAUGACGAAGGCGACGAUGACGACGAGUUGUCCAGCCACAGCACUGGCAGCGAUGGCAAUGCCAACAAUGAAUCCCUAUCCCCGUAUCAGCCCAAUUUUUAUGUGGAAUCAACGAGCUUAUCCGAUCGAAUACCGAUUUUGUCCGAAGUGCAGAUGGGGGGCAGAGCGAAGUACAAGCACCAGAUGAUGGAAAAGUACCUGCGGGAUAGUUCCAAGGCGGAAGCGGCCAGUCAACCGGGCACGCAACUCAACAAGUGGCUGGAGAGUGCGGCGAAAUUUACGCCCAACAGGAAUAACUAUCACAUCGAGUGGAAUACGAGCAGUUCCAGGCAGAAAAGCAGCAGUAGCAGUAGCUGCGGGCAAGCGAUAUUCGCAAGUGAAGUAACUGCUCGCAGUGACCGCUUCGUGCUCCAUCACAAGGACGAACUGGACGCUGCGGAGGCCUUAGCCAACCUCGCCUUUAACUGCAGGCAGCGCUGGCACCAUACCAUCACUUCCUGAGCGACACUCGAAGAAUCCACAACGACGCCAUCAUUCCAGCAGAAGUUUUAGGCCCCGUUGGAAAAGUGCAAUCUAGUCAUAUGGGCUGUCUGGUUUUUAUUUUUAAGUUUCUUGGCAGUGGAUUGAAAAGUGUACAUUUUUAAGUUAGCACAUUUAAUCAACCUGCAUCUAUGAAAGUGAGAACCUGAUCGUGCCGAAAGUCAACGAAUAUUUAGCAGCUAGCUUAGAGUGAAAGACAAAUGGUAACA